GCUAUCCAGAACCAGGGGAAUUCAUCUUCAAUGGAGAAACACAUAGGUCAAGGAUCCAGCAUGCCAUCGACAAAUAAAGGAAGUCAAUUUCACCGUGAUAAUUAUGAAGAAAUUGACUCGGAUUACGCUGAAUUCCUUGAAAAAUAUGGUGAAGAUUAUUAUGAACGAUUGGAAAAUUCUGGAGUUGAAGAUGCACCUAACACUUAUGCAGUAAGUUUUUUUCCAUUAGGCUUUGCAGAUCAUCCAAUUCCGGAUGUACAUACCUUUGAAUUCAGUAUUGACCAUUUGAACCAUUGCAGCCAAACAAAAAUUACUUUGCCAAAUGAAUUAUCAAAAUUUGUUCGUGAUUUCAAUUUGCAAAGCCUCAUACUUGAAGUACCAGGAACAAACAGUUCAAAGGUACAUUUAAAGUAUCCAACCGAUGCUUCUGAAAAUGUGCAGAUUGUGGGAGGAUGGAAAAACUUUUGUUUUGACAAUGGAAUACAAUUUGGUGAUAGGCUUCGAAUUGAGUUCAAACAUGUUUAUCCAAAUGUUGGUAAAGUUUUUAAGGUUACAACUUAAUUGGACACAUCUAUGUGAGAUCCAUAUGUAAGCCUACAAAAUGUUUAAUUUUUUGUUUCAAGUUUUCCUUUAAAUUGUAAUAGACAUUGACAAGUAUUGUAAUUCAGUUAGUUUGAUGUUUCAUUUCACAAGUUUUAUUUGUAAUUCAGUUAUAUUAAUGUUACUUUAUAUAUGUCAACUUAUGAAAAGUCGAACUG
Trifolium pratense (red clover) is the source of this 758-nucleotide messenger RNA. RefSeq lists its product as uncharacterized. Gene Ontology annotation, molecular function: DNA binding. The transcript has 3 exons. Bases 31 to 561 code for a protein of 176 amino acids. NCBI's taxonomy places the organism in Eukaryota, Viridiplantae, Streptophyta, Magnoliopsida, Fabales, Fabaceae. The record is from RefSeq and is a predicted model, not a curated record.